UUUUCCUGCUUGGGGGAAAGCAAACACACAAUGUUCAUUUCCUAAAUACGGGAUGUGCUGUGUGCUUGGCAGGUCAUUUUCCACCAUGUCACAUCCUUCUGGAUGAAGGCAGCAGGGGCCAGGACAGGAAAUGGCAAAUUCUCAGAAUGAGACAAGGCUUUCCCAGGGCAGUCAUUGGUUCUCUGAAACUAUAAAGCGUGCUCAUCCAGAAACAGCCUCAGAUUUUUCUUUCCUGGAGAUAGCCAGAAGUGAAUGGGCAUGGAGGGGUCGGCAGCCUGGGAGCUGCAGGGCGCCGAUGCACUGCGGCGCUUCCACGGUCUGCUGCUGGACCGCCGGGGCCGACUGCACAGCCAGCUGCUGCGCUUGCGCGAGGUGGCCCGGCGACUCGAGCGCCUCCGCAGGCGCUCCUUGGCGGCUAACGUGGCAGGCAGCUCCCUGAGCGCCGUGGGCGCCGUCACCGCCAUCGUGGGGCUCUCGCUCAGCCCGGUCACCCUGGGGGUCUCACUCCUGGCAUCUGCCGUGGGUCUGGGGGUGGCCACCGCCGGAGGGGCAGUCACCAUCACGUCCGACCUCUCCAUGAUCUUCUGCAACUCCCGGGAGGUGCGGAGGGUGCAGGAGAUCGCAGCCACCUGCCAGGACCAGAUGCGCGAGAUCCUGAGUUCCCUCGAGUUCUUCUGCCACUGGCAGGGCUGCGGGGACCGCCAGCUGCUGCAGUGCGGGAGGAACGCCUCCAUCGCCCUGUACAAUUCCGUCUACUUCAUCGUCUUCUUUGGCUCACGUGGCUUCCUCAUUCCCAGGCGGGCCGAGGGGGCCACCAAGGUUAGCCAGGCUGUGCUGAAGGCCAAGAUUCAGAAACUGGCAGCGAGCCUGGAGUCCUGCACGGGGGCUCUGGACGAACUCAGCGAGCAGCUGGAGUCCAGAGUGCAGCUCUGCACGAAGUCCAGCCGUGGCCACCACCUAAAGACCUCUGUUGACCAGCUCUCAGCGCUGUUUUUCUGAGAACAUCCUUGUCCCUAAUGACCGAGGCCAGAAACCAUCUCCGUGGGGUGCUCCAGAUUUUUAGGUCCCUCAGGAAAACACCAAGCUGCACUAGGAGCUGAAUGCAAAGGAUGAGAAAAACUUUUCUUGAAGUUUUUCCUGACGCUUGUGAUUAUAUCAAGCCCAUCCAGACAACCCAAGAUAGUUUCCCCAUUUUAAGUCUCUAUGAAGCCCCACUCUCCCGGUCGGCUGGUGCAAAGCCCGGCAAGCCCGCAGGGGGGCGCCCAGAACACGCCGUCUAGGG
Messenger RNA from Hipposideros armiger (great roundleaf bat), 1282 nucleotides. It is a transcript of the gene APOLD1, whose product is annotated as apolipoprotein L domain containing 1. Gene Ontology annotation, cellular component: membrane; extracellular region. Gene Ontology annotation, molecular function: lipid binding. Gene Ontology annotation, biological process: angiogenesis; regulation of endothelial cell differentiation; lipid transport. Bases 253 to 999 code for a protein of 248 amino acids. NCBI's taxonomy places the organism in Eukaryota, Metazoa, Chordata, Mammalia, Chiroptera, Hipposideridae. The transcript has 4 exons. The record is from RefSeq and is a predicted model, not a curated record.